AUGACUGAGGAUAUACCACAGGAAGAUGACAGAUCAUCGGAUGAAUCCGACAAUGGCGAGCACGAAGAUCAGAGCAAAGCAGGAGUUUCACAGCAACGUAUUACCCAGAACGCAAAGUUCAGAGACCUUCUUGCACAGCGUGCUGAUACAGGCCCCAUUCAUGACAAUAAACUCACCCAUGACCUGCCAGAUGCUCAGCUUUCCACUGCUCACUUGGUAGCGAAACAAGACCUCGGAAUUGGUACGCUGGACCCAAGAGAGUACCAAUUGGAACUAUUUGAGAGAGCGAAAGCGCAGAAUACAAUUGCUGUACUUGAUACGGGCUCUGGGAAGACUUUGAUCGCAGUGUUGCUACUUAAACAUACACUGGAAAAGGAAUUGAAUGAUCGCGCGGAGGGGAAGCAACAUCGAAUAGCCUUUUUCCUUGUAGAUAGCGUGACGCUCGCAUACCAACAGGCCGCGGUACUACGCAACAAUUUGGAUCAGAAUGUCGGGCAUUUCUUUGGGGCUAUGGGAACUGACCUGUGGAGCAAAACUGUUUGGGAGCAGCACUUCCAAAAGAACAUGGUGAUCGUCUGUACAGCGGAGAUUUUGAACCAGUGCCUGCUCAACUCCUACGUUAAGAUGAGCCAAAUUAACCUCCUAAUAUUCGAUGAAGCGCACCAUACGAAGAAAGAUCAUCCUUAUGCACGCAUCAUACGUGAAUCUUACCUUGAAGAAGACCCCUCAAAGCGUCCACGAAUAUUUGGGAUGACAGCAUCACCGAUCGACACAAAAGGUGACAUAGUCGAUGAAGCUACGAGACUUGAGAAGUUGCUUGACAGUAGGAUAGCUACGACUUCCAACAUGUCACUUCUACGGCAGGUGGUCAGGCGUCCAGUGGAAAGAGUAUGGUCCUUCAACAGGUUGGAGCAACCGUUUGCUACUAGCCUAUAUAAGCAGCUUGAAGAUCGUUUUGGAGACAUGGCGUGCUUGGAGGGUAUAUUCAGAUUUGCUUGGCAGGCCAGCUCUGAGCUAGGCCGAUGGUGUUCAGAUCGAGCAUGGGCGCGUGCUUUAGCAGAUGAUGUAUUGCCCAAACUCGAAGGUAAUGUUCGCAAGACAGCAAACUCUGAAAUAUCAUCCGAUGUGCCCGAAAGUGCUUACAAGGAGAUUUUGCGGAUAACGGAAGCCAGUGAGAUAGUGAAGGGCUAUGAGUUUAGCAGUCCUGAGACCUUUGGCCAACUUAGCCCCAAAGUGCAAGUCCUUCGCGAAGAGCUCGCCCACUAUUUUGGACGACCGACGGAGACAAAAUGCAUUGUUUUCACGCAGAAGCGCUACACUGCUUUGAUUCUGUCUGAACUUUUUCAGACCCUGAAUAUUCCCUUCCUUCGGCCUGGUGUGCUUAUUGGUGUCCGGUCUGGGGAUUUAGCCGGAAUGAACAUAACGUUCCGCCAGCAGUUUAUUUCCUUGGUUAAGUUUAGGACCGGCGAGAUCAAUUGCUUGUUCGCUACAUCAGUUGCUGAAGAGGGUCUGGAUAUUCCUGAUUGUAAUCUGGUCGUUAGGUUUGAUCUUUAUCAAACGUUGAUCCAAUACGUGCAAAGCCGUGGGCGGGCGAGGCAUUUCAACUCAACGUAUGCGAGUAUGGUCGAAAGAGGAAACCUGGAUCAUGAGCAGAGGCUACUUGAGGUUCAAGAUGCUGAAAAAAUGAUGCAAAACUUUUGUAGAACCCUCCCCGAGGAUAGGCUAUUAUAUGGCAUUGACCACGACCUUGAUACAGUGUUACAGAAAGACGAGGGCAACAGGACUUUCAAAAUCAAAUCUACAGGUGCUAAGCUAACCUAUCAUUCAGCAACGGCGAUACUUGCUCGGUACGCUAGUUCUUUGCAAUACGAAAAGGAGAUUUCGGCUCAAGUAACUUAUGUAGUGCUUCUUAUCAACGGUGCCUUUGUUUGCGAGGUUAUUUUACCGGAAAAGUCACCUAUCCGAGGCCUCACAGGAAGCCCAGCAAUGAAGAAGUCCAUUGCGAAGCGCUCUGCGGCCUUUGAUACAUGUCUUUUACUUCGGAAGAACAAGUUGCUCGAUGACCAUUUCAAUUCAAUAUACCAUCGCCGCCUUCCGGCAAUGCGAAACGCGAAACUUGCAAUAACAUCGAAGCGCACCAGCGAGUAUGACAUGAUAUCGAAGCCAUCUUUAUGGGGCCGGAAACAAGGAAUGCCCCCCAAAGAACUUUAUGGCACCGUUAUCACGUUCUUGCCCUCCAGUCAACUAUUGCACGAGGCCAGACCUUUGCUAUUGUUCACACGAGAGAGACUACCACACUUCCCACAGUUUCCCAUCUUCCUCGAUGACGACAUAGAGACUACAAUACUCACGACUCCCUUGGAAAAUCAGAUUCUACUUUCAGAAGAGGAGGUUGAUGCCCUCACAGUGUUUACUCUUCGUGUUUUUCGUGACGUGUUCCACAAGACUUACGAUAACGAGCCCGAAAAGAUGGCUUACUGGCUAGCACCGGUAAGGGUUCAAAGCUCAUACAUCCCGUCAUUCGACCCAAGGCAGAUCCUUGACUGGGAGAGCCUCAACUAUGUGCGCGACAACGAUAGCAUUCCAUUUUCUACGGAGACACACCCAGAGAGCUUGGUUGAUCUCUUUGUGUUCGAUGCCUGGGAUGGAAGAUGCCGAUUCUUCACAGUAGGAAUCGAGGAAAGUCUGACUCCCUCUUCUCCUCCACCACCCUUUGUAGCCCGGCGCAGACACAUGACCGAUAUUAUGAAUUACUGCUCGAGCCUCUCCAAGAACUCCAGGGCUAAAUUUCUGUCGACUUGUCACUGGGACCAACCUGUCUUAAGGGCAGAGCUCGUACGACUCCGCAGAAACCUUUUAGACAGAAUGACAGACACCGAGAGAGAAGUUGAAACGAGGUGCUUCAUUUGUCUUGAGCCAUUGAAAGUAUCUGCUAUCCCUGCAGCUACAGCAUUCUCCUGUCUCGCAUUCCCAGCAAUCAUCUCCAGAAUUGAUGCAUACCUAAUCUCUCUCCAAGGCUGCGAAAGCCUAAAUUUCACCGUCAAGCUGGACCUCGCCCUUGAAGCAUUCACAAAAGACUCCGAUAAUACCGAGGAACACCGAGCUCAGCAGAUACAUGUCCAACGAGGAAUGGGAAGAAAUUAUGAGCGACUGGAAUUCCUCGGAGACUGUUUCCUGAAGAUGGCUACCUCGAUUGCUCUCUUCACACAAAACCCAGACGAUGAUGAGUUUGACUAUCAUGUAAACCGGAUGUGCCUCAUUUGCAACAAGAACCUCUUUAAUGCAGCCGUAAAAAAGGAGAUCUAUAAGUAUAUUCGUAGUCGAGGAUUUUCGAGACAUACAUGGUAUCCAGAGGGUCUGAAGUUACUACAAGGUAAAGACCACAGUAGAAAGGCAACCACGGAGAGCAAGCAUGCCCUUGCAGAGAAAACAAUUGCCGAUGUUUGCGAAGCUUUGAUAGGGGCGUCUCUGCUUUCCGGGGGUCCUGAACAUCGAUUCGACAUGGCUGUCAAGGCAGUGACUACUCUGGUGAACAGUCCCAGUCACAUGGCUGAGCGAUGGAAGGACUACAUCUCUUUAUAUACGAUACCGAAGUAUCAGCGCCGAGCGGCGGAUGGUGCCGAGAUACACCUUUGUCGAAAGGUCGAAGAGAAGCUGAGCUACCGCUUCCGUUACCCGACGCUUCUUGGAUCAGCUUUCACUCACCCUUCGUAUCCAUCCGCAUGGGCUAAAGUACCCUGCUAUCAGCGCUUGGAGUUUCUUGGUGAUUCACUGAUUGACAUGGUGUGCGUGGAAGACUUGUUUGCCAGGUAUCCUGACCGAGACCCCCAGUGGCUCACAGAACACAAAAUGGCCAUGGUGUCCAACAAGUUUCUGGGUGCUUUAGCCGUGAAACUGGGGCUCCAUACGCAUCUAAAGUACUUUAGCGCUCCUUUGCAAUCUCAGAUCACUCAGUACGCCGAAGAGAUCCAGACAGCAGAGGGCGAGAGUGAGGGCGCGGUGGACUACUGGACUGUGACAAAAGACCCUCCUAAGUGUUUGCCCGACAUGGUUGAAGCGUAUGUAGGAGCAGUUUUCGUUGACUCCGGUUUCAACUUCGAGGUCAUUGAGAAGUUCUUCCGGGAUCACAUCAAACCAUUCUUCGAGGACAUGGCAAUUUAUGACAGCUUCGCAAAUAAGCACCCUACGACUUUCUUGUACAACCGACUGACUAAUGAAUUCGGCUGCAUGAACUAUUGUCUGAAAGCUGGUGAGAUGCCCAGCAUCGAUGGGGCCCCGGCUGGGGUUUUAGCGGCCGUCAUCGUGCAUGAUGUUGUCAUUGCCGAAGGUACAGCAUCAUCUGGUCGCUAUGCUAAAGUUAAGGCCAGUGAGAGGGCACUCGCCGUGCUGGACGAGCUAUCAUCAGCAGUUUUCCAGAGGAAAUAUCGCUGUGAUUGUCGAGAGUCAGGAGACUUGGCAAGACCCGACAUUGGAACGGCUAUCUGA
This is a messenger RNA of Aspergillus costaricaensis CBS 115574, 4485 nucleotides long. Its product is annotated as putative RNA helicase/RNAse III. Gene Ontology annotation, molecular function: DNA binding; ATP binding; ribonuclease III activity. Gene Ontology annotation, cellular component: cytoplasm; RISC complex; nucleus. Bases 1 to 4485 code for a protein of 1494 amino acids. The transcript has 16 exons. Gene Ontology annotation, biological process: siRNA processing. Lineage: Eukaryota; Fungi; Ascomycota; Eurotiomycetes; Eurotiales; Aspergillaceae. The record is from RefSeq and is a predicted model, not a curated record.